Messenger RNA from Sapajus apella (tufted capuchin), 2807 nucleotides. It is a transcript of the gene GRIN2D, whose product is annotated as glutamate ionotropic receptor NMDA type subunit 2D. Gene Ontology annotation, molecular function: NMDA glutamate receptor activity; transmitter-gated monoatomic ion channel activity involved in regulation of postsynaptic membrane potential. The transcript has 9 exons. The record is from RefSeq and is a predicted model, not a curated record. NCBI's taxonomy places the organism in Eukaryota, Metazoa, Chordata, Mammalia, Primates, Cebidae. Gene Ontology annotation, cellular component: postsynaptic membrane; plasma membrane; postsynaptic density membrane. Bases 246 to 2549 code for a protein of 767 amino acids. Gene Ontology annotation, biological process: excitatory postsynaptic potential; long-term synaptic potentiation; synaptic transmission, glutamatergic.
CUCCUCCGUCUCUCCCUCUCUGUCUCUCUCCCCUCCAUCUCUCUCGUCCUCCGCGUUGUCUCUCCCUCUGUUCCAUCACCCCGACCGCCCCCUGAACUCCCCUUCUCUGCGCCUGUCCCUUGCUGCUUCUCCUCCUCUGUGCGUCUCUCUAUCUCGUCUCCCUGUCUCUGCGCCUCCCCGUCUGUGCUCCCUCUCCUCCCCGUCCUGCCGGGCGCUCAGAGGCCGCCCCGCGGGGCCCGCAGGCGAUGCGCGGCGCCGGUGGCCCCCGCGGCCCUCGGGGCCCCGCUAAGAUGCUGCUGCUCCUGGCGCUGGCCUGCGCCAGCCCGUUCCCGGAGGAGGCGCCGGGGCCGGGCGGGGCCGGUGGGCCCGGCGGGGUCCCCGGCGGGGCGCGGCCGCUCAACGUGGCGCUCGUGUUCUCGGGGCCCGCAUACGCGGCCGAGGCGGCGCGCCUGGGCCCCGCCGUGGCGGCCGCCGUGCGCAGCCCGGGCCUGGACGUGCGGCCCGUGGCGCUGGUGCUCAACGGCUCGGACCCGCGCAGCCUCGUGCUGCAGCUCUGCGACCUGCUGUCGGGGCUGCGCGUGCACGGCGUGGUCUUCGAGGACGACUCGCGCGCGCCCGCCGUCGCGCCCAUCCUCGACUUCCUGUCGGCGCAGACCUCGCUGCCCAUCGUGGCCGUGCACGGCGGCGCCGCGCUCGUGCUCACGCCCAAGGAGAAAGGCUCCACCUUCCUGCAGCUGGGCUCCUCCACCGAGCAACAGCUUCAGGUCAUCUUCGAGGUGCUGGAGGAGUACGACUGGACGUCCUUUGUAGCGGUGACCACGCGUGCCCCUGGCCACCGGGCCUUCCUGUCCUACAUCGAGGUGCUGACCGACGGCAGCCUGGUGGGCUGGGAGCACCGCGGGGCGCUGACGCUGGACCCUGGGGCGGGCGAGGCGGUGCUCAGUGCCCAGCUCCGCAGUGUCAGCGCGCAGAUCCGCCUGCUCUUCUGCGCCCGAGAGGAGGCCGAGCCCGUGUUCCGGGCAGCUGAGGAGGCUGGUCUCACUGGGUCUGGCUACGUCUGGUUCAUGGUGGGACCCCAGCUGGCUGGAGGCGGGGGCUCUGGGGCCCCUGGCGAGCCCCCUCUUCUGCCAGGAGGCGCCCCGCUGCCUGCCGGACUGUUUGCAGUGCGCUCGGCUGGCUGGCGGGAUGACCUGGCUCGGCGAGUGGCAGCUGGCGUGGCCGUAGUGGCCAGAGGCGCCCAGGCCCUGCUGCGUGACUAUGGUUUCCUUCCUGAGCUCGGCCACGACUGUCGCGCCCAGAACCGCACCCACCGCGGCGAGAGUCUCCAUAGGUACUUCAUGAACAUCACCUGGGAUAACCGGGAUUACUCUUUCAAUGAGGAUGGCUUCCUAGUGAACCCCUCCCUGGUGGUCAUCUCCCUCACCAGAGACAGGACGUGGGAGGUGGUGGGCAGCUGGGAGCAGCAGACGCUCCGCCUCAAGUACCCGCUGUGGUCCCGCUAUGGUCGCUUCCUGCAGCCAGUGGACGACACGCAGCACCUCACGGUGGCCACGCUGGAGGAGAGGCCGUUUGUCAUCGUGGAGCCUGCAGACCCCAUCAGUGGCACCUGCAUCCGAGACUCUGUCCCCUGCCGGAGCCAGCUCAACCGGACCCACAGCCCUCCCCCGGAUGCCCCCCGCCCGGAAAAGCGCUGCUGCAAGGGUUUCUGCAUCGACAUUCUGAAGCGGCUGGCGCAGACCAUCGGCUUCAGCUAUGACCUCUACCUGGUCACCAACGGCAAGCACGGAAAGAAGAUCGAUGGCGUCUGGAAUGGGAUGAUCGGGGAGGUGUUCUACCAGCGCGCAGACAUGGCCAUCGGCUCCCUCACCAUCAACGAGGAGCGCUCCGAGAUCGUGGACUUCUCCGUCCCCUUCGUGGAGACAGGCAUCAGCGUCAUGGUGGCGCGCAGCAACGGCACGGUGUCCCCCUCCGCUUUCCUCGAGCCCUACAGUCCUGCCGUGUGGGUGAUGAUGUUCGUCAUGUGCCUCACUGUGGUCGCCGUCACUGUUUUCAUCUUCGAGUACCUCAGUCCUGUCGGCUACAACCGCAGCCUGGCCACUGGCAAGCGCCCUGGUGGCUCAACCUUCACCAUUGGGAAAUCCAUCUGGCUGCUCUGGGCCCUGGUGUUCAAUAAUUCGGUGCCCGUGGAGAACCCCCGGGGAACCACCAGCAAAAUCAUGGUGCUGGUGUGGGCCUUCUUCGCCGUCAUCUUCCUCGCCAGCUACACAGCCAACCUGGCCGCCUUCAUGAUCCAGGAGGAGUACGUGGAUACCGUGUCCGGGCUCAGUGACCGCAAGUUCCAGAGGCCCCAGGAGCAAUACCCACCCCUGAAAUUUGGGACUGUGCCCAACGGGUCUACGGAGAAGAACAUCCGAAGCAACUAUCCCGAUAUGCACAGCUACAUGGUGCGCUACAACCAGCCCCGCGUAGAGGAAGCACUCACUCAGCUCAAGGCAGGGUCAGCGCAGACUCGGGGGCCGGGGGUGGGGGUGGGGCCGCUGGGGACCUGAGGAUGCUCAAAGAUGGCAAGGGGUCAAGGUUCAUUCAUUCAGCCCCAGAGGUCAGCCCUGGGUGGGUCAGCUUGGAGGGUGGAGGUCAUCAAGGGUGGAAGUGGACUCCUCCUCCCAGGAGCAGGGUCCCUGGGAUAUUUUCAGGGAUGCAGUAGUUCUGGAUUCUGGGGUGAGACUGCCAGGGCUCCAGUCUUCGCUCUUCCCCUUCUUGGCUUUGUGACCUUGAGCAAGUUACUAAGCCUCUCUGAACCUCUGCUU